GGGGACUGGCAAUUGGUAGGAAGAUGAGUGCCAAGGACGAGGACGGCCCGAUCCAGGAGGCGCCUGCGCUCCCGCUGCCCGCCAUGCACUCGCUCGAGGCCCUCGUCGCCGCUCUGGACGUACAUGGCAUGAUGCUCUCGCCGGCGCAGCGGGCUGCGCGAACCAAGUGCGUCGUCGACCAUGAUGGCGAGUUCGUCAAGGAGCUCGUCCGCGUCGCCGACCAGUGCAAGGACAUGGACGACGACGAGAGCCUCGAGAUGCUCUUUCACAUCGUCAAGCUACUGAUCGAGCUCUGCGACGCCCCGAUCUUGCAGCUGCUGCUUUCGGACGCGUACUUCCUCGACAUUGUGGGCAUCCUCGAACACAACCCGAACGUGCUUUCCAAGCUCCCGUUUCGCGCCGACCUCGAAGGCCACAUGAGCUUCCAGCAGGUGAUCCCGAUCCAAGAGGAGGCGGUGCUUGCCGCCAUCCACAUGAACUUCCGCAUGGACGCGAUCAAGGACAACAUCCUCUCGCGAACGCUCGCGGACGGCUGUGCGAUGUGGAUGGAAUGCCUCAUGAACGAGAACAACAUUUGCAUCCUCACGUACAUCAGCAACCACCCCGAGUACAUCUCGGCGCUUUGGGCGCUCGUGGCCGACCCGGUGACGCAAGCGACUGCGAUCCGGUUGCUCCAGCACCUCAUGCGGCUCAUCCAAAUCACGCAGCCGCCAGCGCGCAACGCCGGCCUCGCGCAUCGCCUGCCGCAAAUGUUCAAGGCCGACACGACAGGCGUCAACCCCGUGUUUGGCUCGCUCCACCACGCGCUCUUUGCCACGUCGCCGACUGGCCAAGGCCUGCUCCAGAGCUUUGCCCGCGUGCUCGGCGUCCCGGACGCCGCGUCGCUUGAGACGCGCACGAUCGUGCUUGAGCUUGUGCACAGCCUCGUGGUCUUUCAGGGCGGCGACAUUGUCCGGUCGUACAUGGCCGACGAGCGCAACGCGCGCGACGUCGGGCUCUCGGCGGCGACGUGCUACCUGCAGUGGGAAGCUGGCGACUCGCUCCUCUUUGGCUUGCUCUUGACACUGUACGCACACGAGGCCCAUCGCGGCCAAGUGCUCGACAUUCUCAAGCUGCUCUUCAACGUCAUUCCGGGCAAGGACGACAAGUUCCUCGGUAUGGUGUACACGGGCUACAUUCCGUGGCUCUUCCAUCUGCUGACGUUGCCCGAGAACUCGCCGUCGAGUCUCUACGGCCUGCACGCGACGGUCGUCGAAGUGCUCACGCUCUGCAUUGCCAACCACGGGUAUCGUGUCAAGUACGUCUUUGCGCGGCAGCCCGUCGCGAGCUUCCUCUCGACGAUGCUCACCUCGUCCGACAAGUUUGCGCAGAUCAAGGCCGCCAAGUGUCUGAAGGCCUGCGUGGGCAUGAACGAAGCGUUCUACUCCAAGUUUGUGCUCUCUGGCACGCUCCUCGAAGACGUCUUCCUCUUGCUCCGCCACGCGGAGAAGACCAAGGCUGGCAAAGUCCAUUGCAACGCAGUUGUGUCGGCGCUCCUCGACAUCCUUGGCACGGCCGAGGCCAAGCACUGCGUCUCGAUCCUCGAACACGUGCACGCGACGUACGCGAAGGAGUUUACGCCGCUGUUUCCGGGCCUCUUUCUCGCGAUCCAGCGGCAAGUGUCGCACGAAGACGACGGCAGCAGCACGGAAGAGAUGGCCGCGGUGUCGGUCGCCUCCACCACGGGCGGCCGCACGAUGAUGCUGACCGACGAAGACGAAGCGUACUGGGAAAAGGAGGACGACGACAGCAGCAGCAACAAUAACAAUGCUGGCAUCGUGGGUCCGAUGCCGGCGCUCGACGAGUCGUAUGAGCCGGGGUCGCCCGACAAGCCCGAGGACGGGCCGCCGCCGCUCGUGCCACUCGCCGACCGCGAAGCCUCUGGGUUUGUGGUCGCGGCGUCGCCUCAGCGCAAGAGCAAGCCGAUGGCGAUGUUUGCCAAAUUGCCGUGGAAACGGAAGAACAGCGACGACGGCGACGCGACGAGCUUUGAUUAUAAAAAGCAAAAGGCAGAAUUGCUAGGCUAAAAAAAAGACACAACGGUAGGGAGUAGGUCAGAGUACACUCGCGUACGCAAUCAUAUAUUAUACCACGAUACCGCCGUCUCAUUUCACGUCGGUCAG
Messenger RNA from Saprolegnia parasitica CBS 223.65, 2162 nucleotides. RefSeq lists its product as hypothetical. Bases 24 to 2066 code for a protein of 680 amino acids. The record is from RefSeq and is a predicted model, not a curated record. Gene Ontology annotation, cellular component: protein phosphatase 4 complex; nucleoplasm. The transcript has 3 exons. Gene Ontology annotation, biological process: protein dephosphorylation. NCBI's taxonomy places the organism in Eukaryota, Oomycota, Saprolegniomycetes, Saprolegniales, Saprolegniaceae. Gene Ontology annotation, molecular function: protein phosphatase activator activity.